AUGGACGGGGCGCGAAUGCAGCAAUUGGCGGAAGAGCAUUACGGGUACAGGUGGGAGCGGCUGGCGGGCGACUUGCGGAGGCUCCAGUGCCUGGCGCUUUUUUGUCUCCUGCUUCUUGUUCUCUUGGCUAUGCCCGUGAUUUACCUGCUGGGCAGCAGCCUCAGGUGCAAGCAAGACGAGGUAAGGAAUAAUACAAAGACCUGCGUUUUACUCUGUAGCGUAUGUACUGACCGGCAUCGGCUCCCCGGGGUUUCGACACGGGAUGCCCAGUAUUUAUUUGAACGUGGGACAUUCUGCAUGCAAAGCAGAUGCUCUUACGCUGAGCUCCCGCGCUUCCCCAAAUCAAAGGGUAGGUUGUCUCUCUGUGGGCGGGAUUUAUCAGAGAAAGCUGCCGAGUCAGGCCACGGAUCCGUCUAGCUCAGAACUUCCAGCAGCGCACCCUCCAGCGUUUUAAGGCAGGAUCCUUGCCCCCUUCCCCCACUCGUACUGGGAGAUGCCCGGGACCUGGGACUUUGGGACACGCAAAGCAGGUACUUUCUCACUGAACGAUCAACAUGUAAAUUCCAUGCUGAACAUUCUAACUUGUUUUUACUCGUAUUUUGAUCCGUCUGUAGGCUGACUUGCCAUUAUCGUUUUCUGUUAAGAGGUAUUGGAAUGAUUAAAUGGUCUAUUUACUCUGUUAAGUAAACAAACAAAUAAACAAUGCGGAAACCCACGGAGGGAUCUUUGGCUAGGGAAGCUGUGGAGCGGGUGGGGCUCCACAGAUCCGAGUCCCAAAGAAAUGUUGUGGACCAGAGGAGGUGGAAGCUUGUUUCUCUCUUCACAAUUGUGGAAUCCGGAAGUGUAGUUGGAAAGUUACUCUUCCCUUCGUUCGUUCAUUCAUUCGUUUCUCCUCUGCUUCUUGUCAUGGCGAUGGCUGUUUGUGUGUUUUUAGGGGCAUGCUUGUAGGAUGAAGUUUAGACUGCAAUGCGCUCCAGUAAUUUGCUCAUCUCCAGCAUAAGGGAGCAGGUCGCUGUUGUUACUGCAAAUUUCAAAUGUGUGCGUGUGCUGACUACCAUAGAUGGGAGGGUGGGCUUUAUCAGCCCAUGGGUUGCAUUCACUUUUUGUCAGUAUUCUGGGGUGUACAUGUGAGGGGGUGGGAGGCCAGAGGCGAUGCAGGCGAAGCAAUGAAUGUCCGUUUUACCUUUAAAUAGUAGACUAGUUUGUACACAAACUUUCACACCCCUCUCUAUCCUCCAAGUAGAAGGCAUCAUCGGAGUUCAAGGAUACAGUCAAGCCAGUUAAAGACACUCUCUUGGGGAGAGGGGGUGCAUCUGGGUAGGCAUGGUGGUGUGGGGAGGAGUCCUGAGGGCUGGACAGAGGAGCUUUGAGGGCCACCUUUGGCCCCAAGGUUUGAAAUUCCCCACUCCUGUUGUAGAUCAAAGAUGCCACUUUUGUUAUUCACAAUAGCCCUGCAAGGUGACUUAACUGAGAUGGCUCAAGAAGUAACCUGCCAAAUUAAAUUACUGAGUCACCCAGUUCAAGAUGAGUAAUUCUUAUCAGAAUCACUCAGCUCUGACAAGGGACACGACAAGGUACCACUGGACCUGAUUAGGGGAGUGGAAUUCUGUCCCCAGUGGAAUCAUUAUAUCAGGGCAGGAAUACUUUUUUGAAGUGGACUUUUUCUGGAGGGCCCCAGACUCAAGGUGUGUGUGUCUGUGUGUUGUGUCCUCAUCUCCCAUGGAAGACUUGAGGCAUAAAAGGUUGGACAAUAUAAAGGUCUCUGAUCCAGAAAAUCAGAAACCUGCAACCUGAUCUGGUAUGUUUUAUCACCACUGUUGGAGAAGGCCAGCCUCUGAAUAUAGUUCCUGGGAAUCACAUGAGGAGAGCUGCAAUUGCACUUGGCUCCUGCUUACAGGCUUCACAGAGGCAGGUUGGCCACUUGCGAGAAUAGUCUGCUGGACUUUGGCCUCAUUCAGCAGAACUCUUUUGAUGUCACUAAGCUUUGUGACACAGACUUUUUGUGGUGCUUCUAGCAGUGAGGUUCCAGAUGAUGGUUGGGUGAUGCUAGUGGUGAUGCUAUGGAAUGUCCAUAAACAUUCAAUUGCUUGGGUAAUAUAGCAGCCAAGAAUAGGAUGUUCAAAACUCACCUUCCACAAGAAGGCUUGCUUUGACAGUUUGGUCAGCUGUGAGGCAGGAGCUGUGUGGAGCAGACAAAAGGUUGGAAAAGGUGAAUGGGACAUGGUCCCAGAAGAGAUAGUAGGUGAGGCAAAGAUCCCACAUGCAGGAUGGCUGGAGGAGAGGGGCAGAUUCAGCAGUGGAGUGAAAUAUGAGAAGGGUGAUAGGAUGGAGCUAGAACACAAUGAGUUAAAAGAGCCCACUGAACUUCCAUACCUUGACAGGGAUCCUGCAAUUUGGAGAGAAUCCUAACAUGCACAGAGAUCCAGAAAUGAGAGCCAGGAGGUUACCUGAAACACAUACCGUAUUUUUCACUCUAUAAGACGCACUUUUUCCCCUCCUAAAAAGUAAGGAGAAAUGUGUGUGCAUCUUAUGGAGCGAAUGCAGGCUGCGCAGCUAUCGCUGAAGCCAGGAGAGCAAGAGGGAUCGGUGCGCACCAAUCCUUUUUGCUCUCCUGGCUUCAGCGAUAGCCAUGCAAAGCCUCUUGAGCGCAGCGGGAGCGUUCCUGCCUCUUUGCUCAGGAGGCUUUGCAUUGAGGCUUCCCUCUUGCUGUGCUGGCUUCUGGCCUAGCCGUGCGCAGCCUCUUCCGGGCAGGGGGGGCCUUCAUCCUGCUGGCCGCGAGAGGCUUCGCGCAGCUAUACCAUAAGCCAGGACAGCAAGAGGGAUCGCUGCACAGUGAUCCCAUUUGCUGUCCUGGCUUUGCUGCAUGAAGCCUCUUGAGGGCAGGGGGAGCCUUCAUCCUGCUGCCCCGAAGAGGCUUCGCAUGGCUAUCCCAUAAGCCAGAACAGCAAGAGGCUAUCCCAGAAGCCAGAUCCCUCUUGCUGUUCUGGCUUCUGGGAUUCAGAAUAAUUUUUUUUCUUGUUUUCCUCCUCCAAAACAUAGGUGCAUCUUAUGGUCUGGUGCGUCUUAUAGAGCGAAAAAUACAGUAUAUUUAAUUUCCAUAGUCCCCCACACCUUUUUUCUGGUCUCUCCAUGCUUUUGCAUUUCCACGGAGUGGCCUGGUUCAUGCAUCACCUGUACCCAGGAGUGGGGAACUUUCAUUUCAGCCCCGGGGCUGCAUUUCCUUCUAGGCAGCCUUCUAGGGGACACAUGAGCAGGAUUAGAGGUAAAAGCUGACAAAGCAACACAUGUAAAAUUUACCUUUGUGCAGUUGGCUAGUUUCCACACCUUCUCCUCUCCAUCCCCCAUCCAGGCAAGCAAGAGGCAUCAUGGGAAUCCAAGGAACACAUUCCAGCCAGGCAAAAACACUCAGGGUGCAGUCCAAGGCAAGUCAGAGGUGUAGUCUGGGAUGAGUUACAAGGGGCAGAAAGAGCAGCCAGGGAAGGGGCACAUUUGCCCCAAGGUUCCAUACCCUUGCACUUAGCCAAAGUUAAACCACAGUUCAUUAUGCAAACUGCAAAUCACCACAAAGAAGAUCAAGCAAAGAGGGCUUUUGUGUGAGCAUAUGCCCUACUUAAAAGGGACGUGGGUGGCGCUGUGGGUUAAACCACAGAGCCUAGGACUUGCUGAUCUGAUGGCCGGUGGUUCAUUUCCCUGCGAUGGGGUGAGCUCCUGUUCUUCGGUCCCAGCUCCUGCCAACCUAGCAGUUCGAAAGCACGUCAAAUUGCAAGUAUAUAAAUAGGUACUGCUCCAGCGGGAAGGUAAACGGCGUUUCCUUGCACUGCUCUGGUUCUCCAGAAGCGGCUUAGUCAUGCUGGCCACAUGACCCGGAAGCUGUACGCCGGCUCCCUCGGCCAAUAAAGCAAGAUGAGCGCCGCAACCCCAGAGUCAGCCAUGACGGGACCUAAUCAUCAGGGGUCCCUUUACCUUCACCUUUUAUGCCCUACUUAACUCCCCAUGUGCUUCAUAUUACCUACCCAACAUCCCAAAAGAAUUCGUAGAGCUGUACUGCUACCAUUGCCUCAUCAGAUCUCCCUGCCCCUUCCUACUGGCUGGCUGCAAAGGUGUGAAAAUUUUCUCAAGAGUUCUUUGCCCACUCUCCUCAAGAGCACUCAAAAGAUUAUAGCAGCCUAGGGUUUCUUUAACCCCUUCCUUCCACUGCUCUACAUUAUUCCCUUGCGCGCGCAACCCCCCCCCCCCCAAAUGUUAUACUGUAACAUGACUCCAUUACUUUCCCAUUUAGAUACUAUAUCAUCUUUCCCCAGAUAGGGGAGCUGCAUGAAUAUAACCCAUUAGAGAGUAUAUAGUCUAAUAUUAUUUCAAACAUUCUGCAAAAAAUGUUGGAGAGCAGGGACUUUUUCUUGCUCUGCCCUCCUCUUGGGGCCAAGCCUCGCACAGGAUUCUGCUGUUGCUCAAGCACCAGUCAGCGUUGGUCAGUACCCACACCUUACAUUUAAGGCACUCUUAUCCCACUUUAACAUACCUGGAGAAUCCUGGGAACUAUGGUUUGUUGAGACUGGUGGGAACUGUAGAUCUGUGAGGUCUGUACCCGUAACAAACAAGAGUUCCCAUGAUUUUUUUGCAGGAAGUCAUGACUGAUAAAGUGGAAUAAGAGUUUGUUGUUUGGGGCAGAUGUGACCUUAGACUCUGAGCUUCUCUACACUUCUUCUUCUCUCACUGCUCACUCCCCACCACCACAGGAAAACCACUCUUUAGCACUCAGUUGGAGCACUCCUGGGAAAGGAGUGGGGCAGAGAGAAGACCACUUGGGCCUGUGUCUAGAAAGCAUGGGUCAAGUGGAAAACUGUUCACACCUGUGCUUUCUAAGCAUGGGACUAGCAGAAGUGUGGACUUGUGGUGUAGUGGUUAAAAGCGGUGGACUCGUAAUCUGGUGAACCGGGUUCGAUUCCCCGCUCCUCCACAUGCAGCCCCUAGGUGACCUAGGGCUAGUCACACUUCUCUGAAGUCUCUCAGCCCCACUCACCUCACAGAGUGUUUGUUGUGGGGGAGGAAGGGAAAGGAGAUUGUUAGCUGCUUUGAGACUCCUUAGGGUAGUGAUAAAGUGGGAUAUCAAAUCCAAACUCCUCUUGAGACUUAUAUAGCAGCAAGUGGUUCUGUCUAACUUUACUGAAAGGGGCUUCUUCAGUUAAAGGGGCCCAGCCUUCUCCAACUGUUUUUUCCACUUCAACUUAGCAGGGAAGGCUGGCUGGCUGCAUGAGGGCUUCUGUGAUACGAGAGUCCUCAGGGUCAGAGUAUGGCAUCAUUACACCCUUUGGCUGGCAUGGCGCCAGCAUCACGAGAUCCUCUCAUGGAUGUCCUUCUGGGGCUGGCCCUCUCUGUAAUUUCCCUUUCUGACUCAGACUCCUUGACAUCCCAUGAAUGAGGGGAAUCCAGUGCCAGGGUGAUGAGACAUUUUAUUUUCAGGCAGGAUUCCAUGCUCCUGAAAACUGUUGCAUGAGGGAAGGGGAUGAAGGAUGUGACUACAUAGUGUGCACAGGUUUCAGGGAAUGUCCAGGAGAGUGGGUGGAUUGUGGUGCUGAUGCUGCUACGAUCACCUUACUUCAUCUACCUCAUCUCCUCUCCUGUCUUCCCCCAGUGUUGGUGCUUCCAAUAUGCCCCCCUCCCCCCCGCCACAAAAACCCUUUCCCCUUGCAAUCCAGAUUUGGGACUUUCCAACAUGUGUAAACUUAAGGCUGCCCAGGCCAGUCGGUGAAAGUCAUUGAGCAAAACACAAUUUCUAACCACCACCACCCCAUUGACUAGCAUCUUUAUAGCCUGAUGGGUGAUGUGGGUGGGGUAAACAAACAAGCUACACCUAAGCCAUAGUUAAGGAACUGUGUGAGUUUGCACCUAUCACUGAACCAUAGCAAAGUUCAGUAAGCCAACAACAAACCAUGGUUCCUUUUGGCUAACAAACCAUAGUUAAAGGGCUGGGCUGGGCGGUAAUGGUUUAACAGCAAAUAGUUAUUUAGUAAUAACUAAUAAAUAGGUUUAUUAAUUAUUUAGUAACGAAUAAAUUGGGAUUUAUUAGCUAAACUUUAUUUAAUGGUUUAACAUUCUGUGCAAAGCAUGCAAAUACUGUGGUUUGCUUUUCCAAAUGACUUGUAUGUGUGGGGUUUUAUUAUUACCCCCUACCCCCUCAAAAAAUCUGGGCAAUCACUUUCAUAGACUGAGGAACAUUUUAGGAGUGCUGCAGUGUUAGCACAUAUCUGCACAGCUGUGUGCACCCUCUGUAUCUCUCCUGCCUGCCUGUACUGCUCAAGUUUGCACCUCCACCUAUUUAUUCCCUGCCCCCAACAGAAAGUGAAAUUGGGUAGCAGCAGUGCUUUUCUUCCAGAAAAAAAAGGUGCCAGUACUCACCAUGAAGUUGUUACAGUAAGUGCCAUGCUUUUAACCAGUGCUUUUCUUCCAGGAAAAGAAAGGUGCUAGUACUGCAUACCCUUGAGUGUCCCCAGAUAAAAAGCACUGGAUAGCAGUGUAUAUACAAAAGGCCUGGAGAAAAGUGUCACAUUGGCAUAUGUACAGCCACAUCAAGAAUCAAACAUGACAGAUUACCAUGACUGGUAUUCAAAUAAUGUGUACUCAGUGGAGACCCAUUGAAAUUAAUUCAUCUAACUCAACCGUACUUUAAGAUGUGCUUAUUCAGUUUUCAAAAACAACAAUUUGUUGUUGUUGUUUAGUCAUUUAGUCAUGUCCAACUCUUCGUGACCCCAUGGACCAGAGCACGCCAGGCACUCCUGUCUUCCACUGCCUCCCGCAGUUUGGUCAAACUCAUGCUGGUAGCUUCGAGAACACUGUCCAACCAUCUCGUCCUCUGUCGUCCCCUUCUCCUUGUUCCCUCCAUCUUUCCCAACAUCAGGGUCUUUUCCAGCGAGUCUUCUCUUCUCAUGAGGUGGCCAAAGUAUUGGAGCCUCAGCUUCACAAUCUGUCCUUCCAGUGAACACUCAGGGCUGAUUUCCUUAAGAAUGGAUAGGUUUGAUCUUCUUGCAGUCCAUGGGACUCUCAAGAGUCUCCUCCAGCACCAUAAUUCAAAAGCAUCAAUUCUUCGGCGAUCAGCCUUCUUUAUGGUCCAGCUCUCGCUUCCAUACAUCACUACUGGGAAAACCAUAGCUUUAACUAUACAGACCUUUGUUGGCAAGGUGAUGUCUUUGCUUUUUAGGAUGCUGUCCAGGUUUGUCAUUGCUUUUCUCCCAAGAAGCAGGCGUCUUUUAAUUUCAUGACUGCUGUCACCAUUUGCAGUGAUCAAAUCAACAAUAUGCAAACAAUAAAGAAACAAUGAACAAGGGCUGUGUGAAGCACAUAUUAGGCUUGCCACCUGUCCUGUAUAAUACAGGAUUGUCCUGUAUUUCAAUGUAAAAUGCUGCAUCCUGUAUUGAUACAGUUUUGACCUGUAUAUCAAGUCUUCUCUCUCUCUUUCUGCCAAGUUAGGGAUUCUCUCCAAAUGCAUUUGUUUGAAAGGGUGUGUGAAAGGUCAUAUAUUUAAGCUCUGGGUAGCCAAGCACAGACAGAUUUUAAAAUUCAUAUGUAUGUGUGUGUGCACGUGUUUGUGUGUUACAAAUUCCAGAGAUGCCGUCCUGUUAGGCUGCACGAGAUUGUAAUGGAUUGCUUUGAAGUCACUUUCGAACCAGAUGGGAGGGGGGAAAUCACCCCGAACUGCCCUGCCCUGCUCUGUUCUGUAUUUUGCAGGAACAGAGGUGGCAAACCUAAGCACACUAUUGAAGUUUGAAUAAAAUAAACAGAAGGUUUAGUACACUUGCAGACACCACAAUAAAAUAGAUUCUGUAAAGGGACAUAUUGGAAGCAUGAGUCACAUAUCAACAAGGGAGCCUUCCACAUAGAGGUGUAUAUUGUUGUGGGCCUAUUAAUUUCAAAACUUAUACAGUAAAUGGAGACUGUGCAACAUUAAAAUAGUCUCACAACCAACCCGUGAUGGGAUCAGACAAGACAAUAUCCAGCAUCAGGAACCAAGCAAGACAGAUGACUGUGGGUGGUAUUCAACUAAUGUUUAUUCAGAGUAGACCCAUUAAAAUUAAUGACCUAACUCAGACAUCUUCAUUAAUUACAAUGGAUCUACUUUGAGUAAAAGUUAGUUGAAUUACACAGAACUUCUUCCAGGCUUGGGACAUGCAUUUGGGGGCCUACUUCUUAACCCCCCCCAAAAAAAUAUUUGUAUGGUGGCACAGCUGCUGUUGUGACCUGCCUUAGAUCAGGCCACAACCUGAUAGUGGAUACUGGAUGAGUAGUUGAAGACCAAUGCAGCAGCAAAUACUGCUAGAUGUGGUGGGUUCAGGAAUGAUUUGGACUAAGUUCUGCUUAGAGUAGAUCAGAAUGAACAAACCUAAGCUAGCCAUGCCCAUCAAUUUCAAUGGGUCUAUUCUGAGUAGGAAUAACCUGGGAUAAAAUCCUUUGCUUGGUUAUCUUAUUCAUAAUAAAUACCAGCACUCAGCAUGUUUCUGUCAUUUAUCAAUAUGCAACUCGUGUAGGAGUUAUUGCAUAAACAUCCGUUGGCAAUUAGUAUGAGCAGAGGUCACACCGCAAAUGAGAUUGCUCAUUAACUUUCUACAAUGCUUUCAUUCAAGGAAAUGCAAGCAUAUUGGUGUCAUGUGUGGAGCUCUGUAACCUGGGUCUCUGCCAAGGGUGGAAGCUUGUUGGCCCAGCUGAGCAUAAACCAGGGAACUGAACUUCCUAUUUAUGUCAUGGAUAAACUCCAUCAGCGGAUGUGGGUGGUUGCAUUCUUUAUUUAAGUGUUAGAGAAAUUGUGUAAAUAAUGCAAGUGGAGCCUAGAGCAAAAAGUUCUGAUAGCAGUUUACUGAACAGAUGGAACAACAAACAGUGCAUACCUAUUUGAGGAGAAAGGAACAGACAGGUUUUGUCUUUCAGUUAAGGCCUUGUACAUAACGGGGGGGGGGGGCAUACAACUAAAAACACAGGGGAGAAAACUUCCUGAGAAAUACACAACCAACCAGAGCACAUGCUAGCUCAUGUCACUCUACCUUGUUGCUAAGCAACAUCUCCACACACACCCCUCUUGACUAGUGGACUUAACCUUUAAAUGACAUACUGCAUUAUCUCUGCUGGUGUACUUUCUACAUAAAGUACUCAUUGGUGCAGGAGAUCCACCUUGAUCCUAAACAUAGUCUUUUCUGCUGAUUUUCCCUGGUGGAGAAGGGAUUGCUGUCCCAUGGGAAACAUUUCAGGUAUUCAAAAUGUUUGUGUCCUUGCGAUUUGGGAGUAGUGGGUCACCUAAUACAUGUAUGUAUGUAUGUAUGUAUGAGCGAAUACUAAGAUUUAUUAACUUUCUAAUUUGGAUCUUGUUUCCUACCAAAGCAGCGCUUUUUCUUAGUUUGUAAAUCAUUUUAAUUUUGACUCUUGUCAAUACAGAUAAAGUCCAUCAUUAUUAUUGAAAUUGUUCAUGAAGACUUUUAAAAAGUAUUCAGACUGAAGUGGAAAUGUGAAGAACAGAAUUUAGGACUGGGCAUACAAAAACCGAGUAAUGUAAAACCAACUUUGAUAGAUUCAUCCAUCCUUAGUCAGAAAUGCAGAUGGAAAGGCAAAUAGAAAUCAAUCAAGUGGUCUGUUCACAGCCAUGAUUUUCAAACCAAAAACUUCACGUGGUGUCAAUAGCUCAGACAACACUUCCCCUGUCUUCUUCCCCUCCCACUCCAGUGCUGGCAGGGGGUAAGUCCCCUUUGUGGUACAAUCAGCCCAUGCAGUGCACUGACUGGUUUUGUAAAUAAUGAUCAGUGAAACUGUGCCUCCCCUUCCUGAUACCCUUGGACUCCAAUUUUCAUAAUGGCCAUUGCUGAGGGAUGAAAGGAGCUGGAGUCCACCACCAUCUGGAGGGUGACCUUGAAAUUAUUUAUUAAAUUUAUAUACCAUCCUUCAUCAAAAGACCACAGCGUGGUUUAGAAAGCAGAACACAAAUGGCAGCAUGUAACAUCUAUACAAUAUAAAACUCAAGGCAGUAAUAUAAAUACCAUUACAGUAAUGAGAAAUAGAUAAUAAAAUACGGAUUCUCCUAAAAGAGAAUCAGCAGCAGGAUAUCUUAAAUACAAAAAGUCCUGCUGCUUCUUGUACAGCCAAGUUCUAUAUGCAAUACCUGGAGCAGACGGUCGCUUUGAAUCUACAGUCCCUUUCUCAGGUAGCUGUUAUAUUAUGAGUGAUACUCAGGCACCGUCUACAUGUUACUAAUCCAGAUUGCCCAGUGGAUAACGAUGGCGAUGACAGUAUGAUUGCAUCUUACACACAUUUUAACUUGUGUGAUUUCAACCUUAAGUGGUUGCAGGCAAACUGGCCGGCUGAAACUGCACACGUUAAAUGUGCUUAAAGGGCUUAAAAACUAUUCUUGUGUUGUGUCUGCUUGAGGUUUCCAAACGUGAAAAGAAAAUGAAGGCUCUCUGCCUUGCUUGGUGGCAGGGAGAGGCACCAAGAUUAAGUGCUGAACUACUGCACUUAAUCUGAUCUGGUGUGAAAUCUGGUUUCCCUGCUCAGUUACCAGCUGUAAAGUGAUGUCUAGACUCUAGGGGUUAAAAGUUAACUGCAUAUACCAGGUAUCCUGUCCUCAUGCCAGAUGGGACUCUCCUGCAUUCCAUCUGUUUGGUAAGCACAGCUGUAGGAAGCAAAUGACAAUUAGUAAUGCCUGUGUUGUUGUCGGGGGGAGGUGGUGUGUGGGGGGGGGCAGGGAUUGACCAGUAUAAAUAUGAACUGGACUGGAAUGUGUGGGGUUUUAUUUUUGCUUGGUGCGAUUUCUCUAGCCUUUCAGCAGGCACUGAAAAUAGUACAUACAGUGAAGGUGUCUGCCUGAUGUCACUUAGGCAAGGAGUUCCAGAGUGUAAGUGUUGCCACACUAAAAUACCAAUUUCUUACAAAUGUGGAACAGGUAUUAUGUGGCAGUGUAACGAUGCCAGUUAUGCAGACAGACGUGGUAGAGUGAGUAUAUUUGGGGUAAGGUGAUCUUGCAGGUAAACUGGUCUGAAGUUGUUGAAUAAAUCCAGGGGUGGGGAACAUUUUCAGCUCCUGGUGGACAACUUUGGCUGGGUCCCCCCCCCCCCACUUUGCAGUGAAAAUUGAAUUGAAGCCACAGUGCUGAUGACUUUCCUAGCCAAUCCAAGUGGGGCUUGAUUUUCACUAUCCAUAAUCCUACUGAUACACUGCAGAGUUCCUGAAACUCCAGAGUGAAGCUAAUCAGCUGAAUUCAGACCCUACUUUUUGAAGGGGUUGUGUGCUCCCAGGUGGAACCAAUCCCAGAGGUGCUUGGAUUUGGUGCCCUGUUUAAAAGGUGCCAAACACAGCCUCAGUUUGCCAAGGAGCAAUUAGGAAUAUGUUUCAAGGCUCCUGGUGGUUCCUUUGCACCCGUGUUGUUACCUGUCCUGUACCUUAUUUAUCUAAUCCCAGUGUAAAACAAACUGGCAGUGAUCUACCCAUUGACAUUGGAGGGAGGAGGAGUGUGCGUGUGUUGGGGGGGGUGUAUUGCCCAGAGUUGUUGAGCUUUUAGGGGGUAGGAUUCACCAGAGUUCUUCAGCUUUUAUUUGCUAACUUUCAGUAAACUUUAUUUAAUUCCACGAUCGAUAAGGGUCCCACGAUCUACCAGGAUCAGCCAGGGAUCUACCAGUAGAUUGCAAUCUACUGGUUGGACAUGUUUGAUUUAGAGCAUCUACACCCUAAUAUUUGGCCAAAAAGGCUCACAGUGUGGCUUAGGUAAAGGGACCCCUGACCAUUAGGUCCAGUUGUGGCCGACUCUGGGGUUGUGGUGCUCAUCUCGCUUUAUUGGCCAAGGGAGCCGGCGUACAGCUUCCGGGUCAUGUGGCCAGCAUGACUAAGCCACUUAUGGUGAACCAGAGCAGCACACAGAAACGCCGGAGCGGUACCUAUUUAUCUACUUGCACUUUGAUGUGCUUUCGAACUGCUAGGUUGGCAGGAGCAGGGACAGAGCAAUGGGAGCUCACCCCAUCGCGGGGAUUCAAACCACCAACCUUCUGAUCGGCAAGUCCUAGGCUCUGUGGUUUAACCCACAGCGCCAUCCGCGUCCAGUCAAUUAAAACAAGACAUUGCCCGCCUACAGGCUCCCCCCCCCCCUCAUGCAUUAGAGAUGCCACACUGCUGAAUUAUUCACUUGUGCAUUUUCCUUUACAGAUGUCACCUGAAACACUUCCUAUAUUCCAGAAACAAGAGGCCUCUCCUGUAAAUUGUGAGUUUGCUUAAAAGAAGAAGAAGAAUUGUAGUGUUUGCUUUGUGUUCUGAAUAAGAUUCUCCCUGCAGCAAAUUUCUCCAGGCAGUAGCAGGCAUUGGCAGAAUAGGAGCAUAGGAAGUUACUUUAUAACAAAUGACAUCCCAAAAGACAUGAAGAGAAUCUUUUUAUAUGCAACAGCUGCCACAAGGUUAUUGACUGCAAAAAAUUGGAAGUCAGAAGAAGUACCAACAUUGAACGAUUGGCAAAAUAAUUUUUUUGAAAUGAUUGAAUUAGCAAAAAUGACGGCAACACUUAGAAUGCAAUCUAAUCAAAAUCUCAAACAGGAAUCGAAAUGUGUAGAAGAAUACAUGACCAAAAGAUGCUCCAACAAGAAUUUAUUGAUAUGUAUAGACUGAUUUCAUUAAGCUAAACUAAGCUAAGCUAAGCAGAUAUAUAAGAUUGAAUAUUUAAUUAUUAAGAUACAAAAUUACAAUCUCAAUAAUAAAGUUACAAAAUAAUAACAAGGAAGUCACUCAUGAGUGGAGGGAAGACACAGGGCAAGAAAUAAGAAAUGGAUAAAUGUUGGUGCAUAAUGAAAUGUGAAAAUGUGAAUUCACGAAUAUAAUGUAUAUGUAUCAAUAUGUAAAGAUUUCAUAUAUGUAUUGCAACAUUAAUAAUAAAUAAAUAAAGUGCAAAAAAGGAAGUUACCUCAAACUGAGUCAGAACACAAGACCAUCUAGGUCAUUAUUGCUACACUGACUGGCAGCAGUUCUCCAGUGUUUCAGGCAGGGGUCUAUCUUAGCCCUGCGUAGAGAAGCCAAGGAUUAAACCUGGAACCUUGUGCAUGCAAAACAGCUGCUCUCCCACUGAGCUACAGCCCUUCGCCCAUGAUGCUUAAUUGUGGGGAAAGCUCGCGGUGAAAACUGUGCUUGAGGUGAUAUCACAGCUUAGAAGGGGGAUGCAUUCUCCAUGGCAGGAAUGGGAAACUUAUGUGGCCCUCAAAAUGUUGUUGAACUCUGUUGCAGGGGGUUGGAUUCGAUGGCCCUUGGGGUCCCUUCCAACUCUAGAAUUCUGUGAUUCUGUGGGCUAGGGUGGAUGGGGGUUGAAGCCCAACAGCAUCUAGGGGGCCAUCCUCCCUGUCCAAAAAGGAGCAUAGCCCUGGACUGCAGAGGUUCAGGGGCCUCAGUUCACUUCCAACAUGUGCUAUAGCAAGUUGCUCCUUAGGAGGUCUCUAUGGUGCUGUGCAACCCGUGCAAAAUGCAGACCAUCCAUUUCUACAUCAUCUCCAAUUAGGGGCUAUCAGACCUCCAAUAACAAAAAAACACAGGACAGUCUGCUUGAUGGUCAACAAACCAGUAUUGAUUGAGAGCUAGUGUGAUGUAGUGGUUAGACCAGAAAUAGCCAGCAGGUGUCCUCUAGGUGUUGUUGGCCUGCAGCUGCCAUCAUCCAUGACCAUCCAUUGGCCAUCUUGGCUGAGGUUGUUGGCAGGUGUAAUCCAACACUAUCUGGAGGGUAAUCCCCAGAUUAGAAAUUUGGUCUGGGGUCUGGGAGAGCAGGGCUCAAAACCCCACUCAGCCAUGGAGCUCAUUACAUCACAACCAUGUGAGGUAGAUUAUGCUGGGAGUAAUCAGUGACUGGCCCAGAGUCACCCAGUGAGCUUCAUGGCCAAGUGAGGAUUUGAACCCUGGUUUCCUUCAGGCCCUAGUCCAACACACUAACCAUUACACCUCUGGAUGGGUGAUAAGCCAAGCUGCCUUUAAAACUCUGUUUGUGCCUCUGCAGCCAGGGAUAGGCAGAAAACAUUGUUCUUGACAUUCUGUAUCACUCCCUGCCUACUUAUUCAAGGGACAGGUUUCUCAGGAAUUCUCCAGAGAGCUUAUUUCCUGAACCAUAGUGAGAAAUCCCAUUAUUUAUUGACAGAUGAGAAUAAAUGCACUACAUUUAAGGUUUCUAUGCUCCCUUAGCUGGUGGUCACCUGUGCUAAAACAUACUUCUACACUGCUUGCACCUUUGUGAAGAUCAAUGAUUUAUAGGAAAUAGAUUUGACUGGCACAUUUACAGAAAGUUCAACAACCAUGGCAUUCCAAAAAGGUUGCCCUCAAGGGAAUGUAGCCCUGAAGUUUAAAACAGUUCUCCACUCUUUUAUUAUGGGAUGGCAAUAUACAUUUGGCUCCAGGAUCGCUGGGCUCACUCAACAUCUGGUUAGAGGGGCAAUGUAUGGUUUAUCCAGAAGAAAGUAAGGAUGUACAAGAUUGUGGUCUUAGAGUGCAUUAGGUAAUUCAUUCUCUCUCCCUUUCUGUCUCUCUCUCUUAUGUUGCAGAUUCGGAAAGCAAGCCAAAGAUCCACCUUUCAGGUAAUUUUUCACUUUGCAGUUGUUUCUCCUCCAAAGCUUUAUGUCUCUGGAGUGUGUUCCUUCCACUUUCAGAAGCCCAUCAGAAUAGAAAGGUCUCAAGAAUAGCCCCUGGUAGUGUUCAGUGGUAUUAAAAUACAUUAUGCAAAGCACAGUUGUCUGGAAAUAUGGUACUGUGCAUGCGUUUAAAAGAACAGCAUACACUUCUUGCAGUGGCUAGAUAUGGUAGGAUGGUGAAACUAUUAAAGUGGUGGCUGAUGCUCAUUGAGAUUGGUAGGGCAGAGAAUGGGGAGCCCAACAUUAGGUGGUGUAAAAGCCAGUGACAGGAAAAGUCAGAGCCAGUGCCAUGUGGAGCCAACUAAUUUUAGUUUUGUCCCCAUCCUCCUCCCAGCUGAGUUUUACAAGGAGAACACCGAGACUAAAGCAGAGGAAGCUGAGGGGCUGUGCCACCCCCUUGACUGGUAGGUGGGGUCUGGCUAUGGGCAGGCAGAGAUUGGCAUGCCAAAAUCCUAAUGGCCCACUAGAACUACAGUACCCCUCUUCUAGGUCUUCAGUGGGCAACACUAAACAGAAAUAGACCUGAGAAAAUAUGGAGAGGAUUUGGAAGGAAGAGAGAGAGAGACAGACUGGAUAUAGUACAGAAUGGAGAGACAAAGUUACCAGUCUAGUGAGAUGAACCCACUGGUUCAAGUUUCAUGCACCACUAAAUUUAGAGAAAUGCAAAUCUUGAGUGACCCUUGCAUUUUUGACAGUGUUGUGUUUCAGGAAGUGCAGUAGGUAGGUUUACAUUAGGAUGCAACCUAAACUGAAUCUAUCUCCUAUCCAUAGACUCAGGUAGGCUCACCUGGGUUCAGGUGGGACCUCUGGUGUUCAUCUGAGUUUGUGGCAGGGAACCAGUGACCCUCCAUUACUCAUCAGCCUCAGCCACCACAGCCAACUGCCAGAGAUUAUGGGAGCUGUUGUUCAGAAAUAUCUGGAGGUACACAUUUUCUUCCCCACUCCUGGGGUGAUGGUGAUGAUUUGGGGCUGAAUCUGAAUAACAGGCUAGAAAGUCACAAAAGCCAUCAGCCUCUUUGAAUGUUUUUAGCCCUCAGUGAGAGCAUAUAACUAAAUUGUUUUGCUUUGUCUUAUCACAGCUAUCAAGCAAAAUUCAUCCUGUGCCAACAAUGUGCUUCCAAUCUUAGAGUGGACAGUUCGCAGGAAUGAACAGCACAGUCCAAUGAAGUAUUUCAAUGGUUUCUUGGUGAUCCCAAAAAAUGGAUAUUACUUUGUCUACACUCAGGUCACUUUCCGAUGUCCUGAUGGUACAUGCGAAAACAUAGAGUACUGUGGAAAGAAAGGUGUGGAUGUAAGAAACGUAAUGCAGGUGGUUUCAUUGAAGAGCCCAAGCUAUCCUGCACCUCGCCCAAUCAUGAAAGGUGAGAGUUCCAUUGACAAUAAUGGAAAAUGGAAGAAAACCAUUUAUGUUGGAGGUAUUUUCCAGCUAUGGGAAGAUGACACACUCAUGGUCAAUGUCAGCAAUCCUGCACUGGUGGGAUUUGGUGGUGAAGGAGACAUAACCUACUUUGGUGCUUUCUUAAUCUAGCUGCCCAUUUGAAACCAUGGAUUCUCCCACUUACAGACCAGAAUUUCCACAAUGCAGUGUAAUAAAAGGAUGCUACCUACAAAUGCUUCCAGAAAUUUCCUCUGCUGACAUGGCCUUGAUGGGGAAGUUCCAAAGUACUGGUCUUGUUUUCUGAAGUGGAGUUGAGGGAUCUGGAAUCCUUCCAUGUCACAUAAAUGCUGGUUUUGGAUGUAUUCUGUCUGCUCAGCUCCCUGAGCUUUCAAUUCUUUCAGGAUAUUUGUAUCGUGCACACACUGAACUGCUAAUCCACAACUUAGAACAUAGGAAAUUGCCAAUUCUACUCUGAGCCCAUUGGUCCAUCUGGCUCAGUAUUGUCUACACUAACUGACAGCAACUCUCCAGGGUUCCAGGAAUGGGGUCCUUCCUAUCCCUAACUGGAGAUGCUGGGAACAAACUUGAGACCUCCUGCAUGCAAAGCAGAUGCUCUACCACUUAUCUAGGACCUUUCCCUGAACUUCAUUUGCUCACACAUAGAGUUGUGUCAGGAGUCAUUUUUAAGCAAUAAUUUUCUGAUUUGCACAUACACCACCACCAAAACAAACAAAUGAAAAAUAAACUUUUGGUUUGGUGUUUUACCAAUGACUGGGAGAGUUCGUAUGCACACUUUAGCACAUAGAUAAAAAUACUAUCACACACACAAUCAUAGAAUUGCAGUUGGAAGGAACCCCAAGGGCCAUCUAAUCCAACCUCCUACAAUGCAGGAAUCCUGCCCACAGCCAUCUCUGGGUGGGCUCAAACCACCAACCUUUCAGUUAGCAGCCAGACACACUAACGCAUUGUACAUCACUGGCAAAGUGUUGGUGUGGUGUUUUACCAAGGCUGAGAGUACAUGUGCUCAUGAAUAAAAACAUAGCAUAAAAAUAAUAUUGAUAAUAUUAUUGAUAAUAAUAUUGAUUUCAUCCAAAGACAUUGUGAGGCCUGAAGCACAGCACAGAGGAAUAGCACAGAUUUUGCUAUGAUUUAUACUUGCUGAUUUAUUAUUCACAUAUAUGCCACUUCCAAUGGGAAGGUCAAUCUGUAAAAAAAAUUUAAAAAACAGAGGAAGGGGCAAAAGAUCCAAGCUUUGCUCCCUUCCAAUUUGGAUGACACUAUAGCAAUACCCCUGAUACAAUUGUAUUUGUGAUCACUAUGAAGUUCAGUAGCAUAGACAAGAGUGAAUGCAGGUUCACUGAAGGGACUGGACCCUGUAACAAUUUGCUCAUCUUUCCAAUUAGAAAGUUUGAUGUAUCCCAAAUUAUACUAGACCUCAAGUGUCAGAGUAUGCAGAGAAGGGGUAAACAAAAACUCCAUAAAGGAGCAGGAAAGGAAACAUCUGUCUGGCCAGUUUGAAGCUGCUACUCCCAAGAUUAUAUUAUCUGAAGUAGUUUCUUUGUGCACACAUGUUCCUGUGCUUUUCACCCUGCUUGAAAUUUCCCAAGCUCAAAUAAUGGUGCUAUUGGCUUGAAACAUGCCCCUUUCCCACAUUCUGCUCUGGGACAAACAGAACACCCCCUCUGUAUCUUUUAACCCAGUGCAGCUUCUGAACCCUCACCUGCCCCUUGAAAUGGAAUGGAAACCAUUUCAGAACCUGUGGAGCUUUCAACAUUUGUCUCCGUCAUUGCAUUGUACUGUGUUGACCCCUCGCCCUUUUUUCUUCUUUGUUCUUAGAGGGUGGGAAAUGAAAUGAAAUAAACAAUGCAUGGAGAUAUACCUGGUUAUGGGCUCUGUUUGCAUGACUACAAGGAAUUAUGAGGAAUCCAGCCUUGUAACUGGAACAGUUGUGCAUCAGCAAGAAACUAUAGGGCUAUGUGCACAUUGCUGUGAAUCUUUCAGUGGAGAACUGUGGGACAAGGGAGAGAACUACAGGUCAUAGCUACACUCUGAACCUACCGGUAUAUUAAAUUGGUUCUAAUUAACCAUCAUGGCAUUCACUUACUCCACCCCAAAGAUUUGAGAUGUGCAGCAUGGAAAUUGGGUUUUGACCUAUACCAUAUUAUACCUGCUCGUAUACAUGCAUCACUGCAUGCAAAAUGUGCCAUUCCUUAGUUAUUAUUAGAAUCAGAAUGUAUGCACAACCUUUCAUUCCAGCGAGAAAUACCAAGACAGAAAUGCCAAGGCACAAACAAAUACCAAAAUAGCAAGAACAAAGCCAAUCAUAAAAAUACAGAGUAGUGGCAGGUUCAUCCACACUGCAAAUUUCUGAGUAGUUUUAUACCACUUGUACAUUUCCUAGAUGGAAUCCUGGGGUUUUGUUAAAAAUUCUCCCCCAAGAAUUAACUGUGAAAGAUUAGUAAUCUGUGGCACCUGCUCUGCUCAGACUAAAAUUGUGGGGUUGCCCCAGUGGAGAGUGAGUGACCCCUUAAAUCAGCUCAGAUCUGUGGUGCGGAUAUAUCUCUAGGUACAGUACUUAAAUGCCUUGGGGCACAAGACCCAAAACCAAAUGUGUGUAAAUGUAAAACAGGCGAUAAGGUGUGACUGGAGUCUUAGCAGCACUGAGUAUUACAGCAUGCCCAUCUGUCUGGUAAGCAAAGUAUUGGAGGUGAGGAUGAAAAGAUCUGGGGCCUAGCACAAUACCCUCAGGGCUUACGGCUCCCUAAACCACCCCUUAACAAUAUCCUUGUAAUUAAAUAUGCCCCAAGAAUAUAUCUCACUCUCUGUUGCACUAUGACACCCUCUUGCAAAUUAGUCCUUGGAACAGAGUUGUGAGAAUGCAAAAAGGAAAAAAGGGGGGGAAGAGUUCCUAUUUUACAGCAUAAAAUGACAGAAUAUAUGGAAACUUCUUUGAUGGAUUGGGAGAACAAGUUUCUAGACAUUAUUAAGUCCAGGAUAGCAUGUGGGUAUGUGAGCAAUGCCUUCAGAUUAUUCAAAAGCCACAAGGAUAAUAGUUAGGAGUGGGACUCAGUAUGCUGCAUAGUUAACCGGGAGAACCCAGAAAAAAGAGCAUUUAUGAAACUGGUUCAUUCAGUUUGGGGAAGGGAAUGACUUGGUUUCUCUCCUUUUUCUUAAUUUCCCUUUGAAACUAUGGUUUUUAAGGUCUUUCAGGUUUGCUUCAUGUACAAGAGGAAACAAACUAAUGUAACUUCUGUUGACAUAAAUUCCCCACAUUGUUUUCUGUUUCUGGAAUACAUGUUAGAUGCUAUUGUGUAUUAAAUAUUUAAAUAGAUGAUUUUUAAAAAUUAGUUCUGUCAUGGUUGUGUUUUUAUUCAGUUUCCUCUAUUCCUCAAAAUAAAUGUCUGAGGUUGACCCCAGAGAUAUUGAAGCAGCUGUUUAAUUCUUACACAGCAAAAAAAACCCUCCAUCAGCAUAGAUAAAUCUUUGUUAUUAGCAAACCAAUUUGAUAUACAGGUACUGAGGGAGGAUUGGAAGAAAGAAUUAGAGAUCUCAAUUUCCAUCACAGAAUGGGAAACUGUUUUAACUGCUAUAACAAGGGUGUCUCUGGACCUUAAGCUGAGGCUCAUACAAUAAAAAAUUAUAUUUAGAGUAUACUGGACCCUAUUACAUUUGUUUUAAAAAGGGCUAUCUAAGGUAUCUAACUGUUGGAGAUUGUGAUGGGAUUAUGAGCUGCUUGUGCGUAAAAUCGUAUUCCCUCAGAGUUUGUUCAAGUCCACAAACCUCUGUCUGUGACUGAGCCCCUCUGACAUGGCUCCUCUUAGUCACUAGAAGAUUCCGACAGUGGUUGCUUUCGUAAUCGCUUCCAACAUAAAAGCUCCUUAACGGAAACACGUCUUCUGGACUCUCUGCGUGACAGUUUCCGGCGAGGAGUGGGUGUCGCUACAGGAGGUCCGGAAACCUCACCACUGUUUUCGCUGGAAGUAUCUCUGAGCCAUCCCCCAGCUCCCUUUCCCUCAGUUCAGCUUCUCUCCCCUGCUGGUUUCCUCUUCAGCUGCUAAGUCUCUUCCAACCUGUCUGAGCCCUUUCACCUCCCUCAGUUCAGCUUCUCCCCCUGCUGGUUUCCUCUUCAGCUGCUAAGUCUCUUCCAACCUGUCUGAGUCCUUUCACCUCCCUUCCUACCGAUGGCAGUUCCCUGACAUCCACCUCCCCUCCAGGGCCCCCUUCACCCCCUCUCGCCCCUCCUCUACGGGCGGUGAGGAGGCAAAACCCGGCAUGAACUUCCUUCAUCUUCCGAUGUCUCGAACACUUCUCUCCACCUGUUGCGGUUCCUGGUCUCGAAGCACUCCUCCUCCUCCGAGUCCAUCUCCCCUUCCCCUUCCGAUUCUGGGAAUCCUUCCAACUCCUCCUCCUCCUCAGUGGUCCCAAAGUAUUCCCUCCGGAACCUCUCCACAGGCUGAGGUUUCCGCGGGAACCUUUGAUGGAACAUUUCUAUCAAUACCUCGUCAUUGAUAUCUUUGGCCAUUACCCACGUGUUUUCUGACUCCGGUUCUCCUUCCCACGCUACCAAAUACUCCACCUGAUUCCCCUUCCACCUGGCAUCAAGGAUUUCUGCCACAUGACUGCUGCAUUCUCUUUCUUCUAUGACCGGUCCCCGAGUGGCCAUCCCUUCUCGUCCCCCCUCGUACGGUGACAGUAACGACCUGUGAAAUACUGGGUGCAGUUUCAUGUGGUUGGGUAACCGGAGCCUGAAAGCCACUGGGUUGACCUGUUGAAUGACCUCAAAGGGACCCAACCUCCUGGGUCUUAAUUUCUUACAACCUCCUUUGAACGGCAACCCUCGGGUUGACAGCCACACCCUCUCUCCAACCCUUAUGGUUUCACCUUCCCUUCGGUUCUUGUCUGCCUGCCUCUUGUAUUCUUCCUUCGCCCUUUCUAAGUUGAGUUGGAGCUGACGGUGGAUUGCUUCCAUUUCUUCUACAAAAUGCUCGGCUGCCGGUACGCUCCAUCUCUCCCCUUCUCCCCUGGGAAAGCCCUGGGAUGACACCCAUAAUUAGCCAAGAAGGGGCUCAUCCCUGUGGACACAUUCUCGGCAUUGUUGUAGGCAAAUUCCGCCAGCGCCAACUUUUCUACCCAGUCAUUCUCUCUGUCAUUGACAUAACACCUCAGGUAUUGCUGGAGGACACCGUUUGCUCUUUCCGCCUGCCCGUUGGUUUCAGGGUGCCGGGCAGUCGAAAAGUUGACCUCCACCUGCAGUAAGCUCAUGAGCUUCCUCCAGAACCUGGAAGUAAAUUGUUUUCCUCGGUCUGAGACCACCCUCAAUGGCACCCCGUGCAACCUAAAAAUGUGUUCUACAAAUAACUUUGCUGUCUCUUCCGCCGUGACUGCAUGCGAGCAAGCUACAAAGUGGCACAUCUUUGUUAGUAGGUCUACCACCACCAUGAUGGCUGUUUUCCUUUGGACUUCGGCAGAUCAGUCAUAAAAUCUAUCGACACUGCCUCCCAAGGUCGUUCUGGUGUUGGUAAGGGUUCUAAUAGCCCCGCCGGCGCCCGCCUUUCCCCUUUGGCUCGCUGGCACUGCUCGCACCCUCUUACAUACUCACGUACAUCCUCCCUCACCUUAGGCCACCAAAAUUCCCUGGUGACCAACCACAUGGUUUUGUGUUGCCCAAAAUGCACCGCCGUGGGGCUGUCAUGCAACUGCUUGUGUACCCUCCCGCUUAAGUCUCCUUCAGGGAUAUACUGUGCCCUUUGUAAUACAAAGCUCCAUUUCUUUCCUCGAAACCCCUUGAUUCCUCUCCCUCAUCCCUAAGACCUCUAAGCUUAUUCUGGGCGUAUUCAUCAUUCUCUGUUUCUUCUACCAGUUCUCUUUGUCCCACCAAUGCCGCCCCACACACCCAGCGGUCCUCUGGAAUGACAUGUCUCUCUUCGGGUGCUCCCUCCCCUCCAAAUAUUCAGGUUUGCGUGAGAGAGCGUCCGCCCUAAUAUUCUCUGGGCCUGGCACGUAACAAAUCUCAAAGUUAAAUUUGGAGAAUUCCUGAGCCCAUCUCACUUGCCGUUGGUUGAGCACUCGUGCCGUCCUCCAAUACUCUAGGUUCUUGUGGUCAGUGCACACUUGCACCUUAUGUUGUGCGCCAAUUAGCAGGUGCCUCCAUCUCCGGAACGCCUCAUGAAUGGCUAGUAGUUCUCGGUCAUACACCGUGUAGUUCCUCUCGGAUUUGUUCAGCUUUCGCGAAAAAAGCACACGGUCUCCACUCUGACUCCUCCUUCCCUGGCUGGAGAAGCACCGCCCCAACCGCUCUGUCUGAUGCAUCAGUUUCCACUCUCAUCGGUUUUUGUAAAUCCACAUGCAGGAGCUGUUGUUCCGAGACGAAGGCCCUUUUUAGUUCCUCAAAUGCUUGCUCCGCCUCCUCCGUCCAAACGAACUUCUUCUUACUGCUGAGACAGUCCGUAAUGGGCGCCGUAAGGUGGGCAAAGUUUGGGAUGAACUUACGAUAGAAGUUCCCAAACCCUAAAAACCUCUGCACAUCCUUCCUUGUUUUGGGUGUUUUCCAUUCCAGUACCGCCUGGACCUUGCCGGGAUCCAUGGCCAACCCCUUGUCAGACAGGCGAUACCCCAGGAAUUCCACCUCCUUGGUAUGAAACUGACACUUCUCCAGUUUCACCCACAGCUGGUUGGCUUGCAGCCUGCUCAACACUUCUCUGACGUCUCUCACAUGCUGCUCCUCAUUCUCAGAAUACACCAACACGUCGUCUAAGAAGGCCACACAAUUCUUGUAAAGCAACGGCCCCAGGACGUGGUUCAUAAACGAUUGAAAUGUUGCGGAGCCUGCUUGUAGACCGAAGGGCAUAACUAAGUAUUCAAAUGCCCCUAAAGGGGUGAACAUGGUGGUUUUCCAUUCAUCCCCCUUCCUUAUUCGUAUCAGGUUGUACGCCCCCUUAGAUCCAGCUUGGUGAAAAUCUUUCCCUUUCGCACCCUUGUCAAAAUGUCGUCAAUCCUGGGCAUUGGGAAGGCCACUGGUUCUGACACUGCAUUUAAGGCCCUGAAGUCACACACCAGUCUCGGCUUGUUCGUGUUUUUUGUCCACAAAAAACACUGGGCUGCCCCCCCACCGCCCUGGACUCUCUGAUGAACCCUCUCUUCAGGUUCUUGUCAAUGAACUCUCUUAGCUCCUGCAUCUCUCUGUCUGACAUGGCGUACAGCUUGCCCACAGGGAGCUGUGCCCCAGGGAGCAAAUUGAUUUGACAGUCAAAGGCUCUAUGCGGUGGUAGUUGGUCAGCUUCCCUUUCGCUGAAGACGUCGCGGAGAUCUGCGUAUUGUCGUGGUACCUUCACGUUCUCCUUCACUUCCGUCCCUGCUAGGGUGGCUUGGGCCCCUGCCAAAACCUUUCCCUCUUUGCAAUGUUCUAAGCAAUGUGCUGACCCAAAAGAAACCACUCUCUGAUGCCAGCCCACCAGCGGAUCAUGUAACGCUAGCCAGCUCAUCCCCAAUAUAAUGGGAGCUCCUCCCAAGGUGGCCACAUUAAAAGCUAUCAGUUCAGUGUGCCUUGCCACCUUCAUUAUCAUUGGGACGGUCUGCAAGCUGACUUCUCCUCCCAACAGCUCCCUGCCAUCGAUCGUGGUUACCUGCAGGGGGUUACUUAAAGGAGCGUCUGUAUCUGGUGUUCAGCUGCAAACUCUUUGCUCAUGAAAUUGCAGGAGCUGCCUGAGUCCAACAGCGCCUUUAUCUUUAGAGGGUGUCCGUUUGGGAGCUCUAGUGUCACUUCUAUCACUAGGGCGGGUUUAGGAGGGUUCUGGAGUGGGCACUUUCACUGCUCUUUGGCCUGGCUGCUGUGCCCCGACAAUGGCAGCCAGGCGUUGGCUUUUAGUUGCUCCGGUAUUUUUCCUCUCUUCCCUCCACAGCUCCCACCAUCCCUUGCCAUUCCUUCCUCUGGGGGCAGACUCUGGCAAAGUGCCCUGGCUGUUGGCAGAGAUAGCAUUUCCGGGCGCCUUUUCCAUCCUUCUUUCCCCCUCACUGGGCUUUGAAACUGCGCGCGCGCGCUGUUCCGAUUUCCAUCGGCUCUGCCGGCGGGACAGUUGGCUCUGGAAUUUCUGGAAUGCGGAACUCCUUCCAACGUUCCCCUUUCCCUUCCCGCCUCUCCAAUGCUCUCGCCUCCUGGCGCGCUCCUAUGGCCAGCGCUGAUUUGGUCAGCUGGUCCAUAGACUCCGCCCUGGGCGCCCGGGAAAGUUCAUCUUUCACAGCCGAAGAAAGCCCUUCUUCAAAGAGCAUUUGAAUGGGUUCCGCCGAUAAGUCCCACCCCAAUCUGUGUAUCAGCAUGGUGAACUCAGUCCAGUACUCACGUACAGAUCGGCUCCCCUGUUUGCAAGCCAUUAACUGUCUGCGCACCACUCCCUUUUCAAUAUCGCUGGAAAACAUCAGAUCCAUGGCGCGAAAGAACUUCAUCGUGUCCUUUAAGACGUCACUAUUAGCUGCCAUCAGGGUCUAACCCAGUCUCUCGCCCCCUUUUCAAGAUGCCCAAUCACAAAAGCCACUCGUGAUUCCUCAUCAGGGAAAUCAUCAAACUGCAGAUUGAGGGCAUAUUGCAUUUCUGUCCGAAAGCUAUGAUAGUCUUUGGGCUCCCCCCCAAAUUUUUGCACCAAUCCUGGUACCUUUCUGGCGAGCUGGGUGGCUUUCUCCCUUUGUCUGCAUCUUGAGCCCUCCUCUCCUCCAGCCUCGCCGUCUGCAGCGCCAGCUGGACCUCCAACACUCGGUACCUUUCUUCCAGGCUUGGACCCGCUCCAGCCCCUGCUUCUCCGGUUCCUGCUGGGUUGCUCAUUAUGCCUUCUCCUGCACAAGCUGCGUUCAAAGACUGUCGGAAUGCUGUGAUGGGAUUAUGAGCUGCUUGUGCGUAAAAUCGUAUUCCCUCAGAGUUUGUUCAAGUCCACAAACCUCUGUCUGUGACUGAGCCCCUCUGACAUGGCUCCUCUUAGUCACUAGAAGAUUCCGACAGUGGUUGCUUUCGUAAUCGCUUCCAACAUAAAAGCUCCUUAACGGAAACACGUCUUCUGGACUCUCUGCGUGACAGUUUCCGGCGAGGAGUGGGUGUCGCUACAGGAGGUCCGGAAACCUCACCACUGUUUUCGCUGGAAGUAUCUCUGAGCCAUCCCCCAGCUCCCUUUCCCUCAGUUCAGCUUCUCUCCCCUGCUGGUUUCCUCUUCAGCUGCUAAGUCUCUUCCAACCUGUCUGAGCCCUUUCACCUCCCUCAGUUCAGCUUCUCUCCCCCUGCUGGUUUCCUCUUCAGCUGCUAAGUCUCUUCCAACCUGUCUGAGUCCUUUCACCUCCCUUCCUACCGAUGGCAGUUCCCUGACAGAGAUGCAAUAGGGAUAAUGCUUCACUAGAACAUGUGUUUUUUUCAUUGUCCUAUAUUGAAAGAUUUUUGGCAGAAGGUAACUGAAACAGAACUGUACAGAACAACCUUACUGGAUAAUUCCAGUUUAAAAGCAAUCUACUGGGAUGUUUGAAGUUUUUGUUAUGCAAAACGCAGCAGGAAAAUUGAUGGUGGAGAUGAUGAUGAUGAUAAGUGAUUUGCAAUAUCUGUAUGGCAGGGGGCAAGAAAAUCAAGCAGGAGGGAAACCUGAGAGAUCAUAGCUCUCCUUUCUGUUCAAUUUCCCCAGAUUUUCCGCUGCAGGUUCUUACUGCUCAGAAAAUUGGAUUGCAGUCGGUCAGAUCGGCUUUCUUAGAAUCGCAUCUGAGCAAUGGAAACCUCUCACAAACACACCUGAAAUUACAAUGCCUGGGCCACCCCUCUCCUUCAGACUGGCUGAGUUUCAGAACUCUCUUUCCCUGUGAGCCAUAGGCCCCCAGAGAGCUAUGCAUUUCAUUGUCUUGUAAACUGUCCAGGAGGAGAGCUUUUUCCACUGCAAAAUAUUAUGCAAUAGAAAAUUGGCACAGUCACAGCAAAGGAGAUGUGUGUGGGGAUUCCCUGUCUCCCUUUUUCAUGGAUGUAGCCAGUAUUUUUGUUAGGAGAGAAGACCUUUUGUGGGGCAGAACCUCAGUUGCCUAUGUAUUUUUAUUGAUUUUUAUUGAUAUGGGGGUGGCAGCUGCCCGCCGCCGCCCAUACUCUCUAUACACUUUGGUUAUUGAAUCACCUGAAAAACUCCAUGGAAUGUCAGAGGGAAGGAAAUAAGAUAUUAGUUCAUACCAGCACUCCUACGCUUAACAGAAGACUAGGGGUAUUAUUAUUACUACUAUUAUACCACAUACAAACUUCAGUUAAUUUAUAAUGUGUUACAUUUAUUUCUUUAUUUGAAAGCAUUUCUAAACUGCUUAAUAUUUUAAAAUAUCCAAAGAAUAUAUAUCAGUACUACAAAGAAACAACUAAACAACAUGAUAAAAAUAGAGAAAACAUCAAAAGCACUGGUAAAAGAGUAUUACAAGAACAAAUUUAGAACACAUUCAGUGAUGGUUGGCGCUCAUUGGACAGAAUGCAGGGAACCCAACAGUAGGUGGCGCUAGAGUCAACAGAGUCUACUGAUUCUACUUUUUUCCAUGUCCUCCCUGAUGACAUGAUGAUGAUGAUGUUCUCCUUUGAUGCUUUCAAGCUCUCUAGAGUCUCAGGAAGGGUUGUUUCACAGCCCUACCUGGAGAGUGGGGUCUGAACUAUGAUAUUUUGCAUGCCAAGCAUGUACUUCAUCCACUUAAAAAUAAAGUACCCUUCUAGUUCUCAAUGUUCUGAAUGAAGGGUUGAAUUAAACAGGAACAUCAGAUGCUGUCAGACACUUGGUCGGUCUAGCUCAGAAUCCUUCUCCCUGAUGAGUUCUACAAGAGCAACACUGCGACUGAGAAGUUGAGAAGCAGGGCCACCCCCGGGCCAGUUAUAAGUAAGAAGGCAGGCAGGCAGGUGGUGGGGGGUGUGUGUGUGAGGGUAGAGUGCAUCAUUCUCUCUAGUGGACCUGUCUCCACUCCAAAUAUUAAAUAUUAGGGCCCUAAAUCUCAUGGAUCAGGGAAAGCCUGGGGAAGCGCUUUUACAAGGUGUCUGAAGGAACUUAAUAGAUGGCGAUUCAUGCAUGGCAGAGGAAAGUUCAUUCCCAGUGCAAAGUUCUAGUUUCUUGUCAAAGCUCUAGUUUCAGUGUGGAACAGAGAGGUGGAAAGAGCCAUCUCCUGAGCACCCUGUCCAGUCUUGGGGAAUCCAAUAGACUAAGGAAUUCUGGGCAAAUCAAGCUAGAUGACAGUCAGAGGCUAGAAGGUAUAAGCCUUGGCACAAAUCUGACUGAAUAGAGAUAUGAGUCAAACCACAUGGCAGUGGCAGCAGCAAAGAGGGCAUAUCUCUUGGCCUCUACUGCAUUCUCAGUGAAUUUCCCAGCAGAGCUGCUUAGAGUGGCACAGCAGUUGGUCCAAACCAGUUUGGCGUUAUUAAAAAUGGAUCACCCAAUAACCUCUUGCGAGAGAUUUGCAUUUCACUUUGACAGAACUAUUAUCUAUAUUCAUGUCAAACCUGCUGCUGCAAUUGGUUCAAAGCUUGCUUGAGGGUCCCUGGAGCACCACCAGAUUACAGUUUGUGGGAUUUCUUUCAGUUGUUGCAGUCAAGGUUGUGGACAAGACACUUCGAGCAGCAAAGUCAACUAUGUGUCCUGUCAAUUCCCUCCCUUCAUUGUGGAUGGUAAAGUCUAGUAGGAGGGAAUUGAAUAGAUGGGUCCUUAUCAGAGUUUGAGGGACUCGGAUAAUUGUGGUAUAUCCUAUCCUGUUUGUUAAUUUCCCCCCAUCAUGGAAUGUGGAGGGACACCCAUUUUUCUAGCUGGGCAAAAACACUCAAGGAGGGUAUCAAAUAAGGGCUGUAGCCUAGAGAGACCGGGCUGGCCACAUUUGACACCCAGACCCGAGGCUCUCAACCCACAUCUUUUGCCUGCAUAAAACAAUUAAAGGCCACAAAGACUCCUCAUUCUUAUAGACUAUGGUGCUAUUAUCAACAUGGUUUGUAACUAUAGUUCAUACAGACAGGCCCAUUUAAAAUUUCAUAGGAACAGCCAUUCCACAUGUUGAGAGGGAGAGAAUGUUUGCACAUUUGAGGGGUGGGGUUUGUCCUAAAUCCUAGAAAUGAAUAAAUGGUAAGAUUUUGAUUAUUUGGGAUAUGGCAAGCUGCAGAGGAACUCCUGGGCUAGCCUAUGCAAAGCAACCUGACCAAGCUAGGUCCAUUAGGAAAAUACAGGGCCAUUGAGGGCCAUUGGCAAUGCAUGAGAACUGCCUCACCCACACCCACCCACCCCCGCCCUGAGGUGUGAACAGAGACUGGGGAUUUGGAAGGUUGCCAGGGUAAAUGGGUGUAAGGUGACAGGAAAAGAGUUUCUUGAGCAAGGCAUGCUGGGAAGAAGAAGGGGGGGAGACAAAGUUCCAUCUUGGCCAGGCUGGCUGAAGGCAGGCUGGGAGAAAUGCCUUGCGCUCCAGUACUGCACUGCUUUGGGGAACAAGCCCCUCUUCAGAUGACCAUGCUGUAAGAUCUGGACUCCCUCAAAUGCCACCUAAGCAUUAAGAUGCUAGGUGUCUAAUUUCAGGUAGUAAUGGGUUCCAGGGGGCUGGAGCUGCAACUUAAAAAGUCCAGUUUCUACUACAUAUUAGCCACACCUCUGGGGCACAAGGUACUCUCAGCAGUAUUGAAUCUGAGAAGCACAGUUGCCAGGCACAGUUUGUUGAAUAAUGGAAUUGUAGAUUUGGAAGUGCUUCUAAGGGUCAUCUGGUCCAUCCCUUUUCAAUGCAGGAAUCGCAGCUAAGGAAUCCCUGACAGAUGGCCUCCAACUUCUGUUUAAAAACCUUCAAUGAAGGGGAGUCCACCACCUCCAAGGGAGUCUGUUCCACUGUGCAACAGCUCCUACCACUAGAAAAUUCCUCCUAAGGGUUUGUCAGAAUCUCCUCUCUUAAGGUUUUCAUCAGUUCGGUGUUCUAAACCACAGGGCUGGGACCUACCCUCUGGAGUAGAAGAAAACAAACUUGCUCCAUCUUCCAUGCGACAGCCCUUCAGAUAUUUGUAGAUGCCUGUCCUAUUGCCUCUCAAUCUUCUCUCAGAUAAACUUACCUCAACGUUCUUCAUAAGGCUUGGGAUGCAGAUCCUUUAACAUCUUGGCACCCUCCCAUAUGGGCUGAGGUGGGCUCCUAGGCAACCUGGUCCCAAGCUAUUCAGAGCUGUCCCCAUCAUUGUUGACUCUUGAACUACAAGCAUUUUAUCAUAACAAUGGAUACGCUUAGUAAAAGAGAGUUUGUGUAAUAGCACCGUCUAGUGACAGUCACCAUGAUUUAUGUAUGGUAUUUGCUUUGUUUGGUCCUGAAUAUAUUUUAUUGAAUUUCAUAAACCUAACAGAUUGCAAUAAAAACAAGUGAAAGAAAAUAGUCCAUAUACUAAAUAAAAACUGCAAUUGCAAAGAAAAAGAUAUAUAGCCCAGACAUGAGGCUUACUACAUCAGUAACAAAAAGUACAAUCAGAAAAAGAAUACACAAAAGGCUUGGUGGUCCAGUAUAGAAGGAAGGAAGAAAAAAGAACCUUGAAGAAUACAAAAUCCAGAGAGUGGCACAAAUCUGUGGGACCUGAUGUUCAGGAGUUGCUACUUUUGUCUAUGAAAUAAUACUUAAGCAAUUAAAUGGUCUUGAACACUUUGAAGCACUUUUAAUUUAUGCAAACCUUUUAUUUCAAGGAGGGCAAUUUGCCAAGUCUUGGAAUACCAGUACUUCAAAUGAGCAAGAUCAAAACUGUUCCAGAAAUUGGCCACUGUGGCCUAGGCAGCUAUCAAGAGAUACAAAACUAAUUCAUUGUUCUUCAAGUCUGGAUCUGGAUCCACAAAUAAAUUCAAGAGUGCCAAACAAGGGAAGAGUGCCAAACAAGGUGAACCACUUGCCCAAUUUUCAAAGAGAUUCCUGAGAACCUCCUUGUCCAAAACCUGUUAACCUUGGUGUAGUCCCAUCCAUAUGUCAGUAGGUCCCAAUGUCCUGGCACCCCUUUCAACAUAGGCGAGAGGCACCUUGAUGUAUAAAUGAAACAGAUAAUGGAGUUAAGUAAGAACCCUGUGCUAUUUUCAGGGAAAGUAUUUGUUUAAAGAUGUACCAUUGUUCAGGAAUUAUAAGAAACCAAACAAUACUGCAACUUUAAAAUGGAUUACUUCUUUUCUUAGUUUCUUUAUGGAAAAAACACAUUUUCAUUCCCAUGCUGUUGGGUAACCUAUAAUAUACAAUCUUGCAAAAUUUGGUUAAAUUCAUUGCAAAGGGUCCAUCUACUGUCUUGAUUCAAAGUAGAACCUAAAUGUAUCCAAAUAUAGACAAAAUAUUUAUCUUUGAUCUCAGGAAACGUCAUGCAAAAGUCAGUUACUGUCCUGCUUCAGAUGAUGCCAAAUCCAGCAGUCCCAAGUCAACUCGCAAGAGCAAUCGAAAAAGCAAGAUCUCAUCAUGGUCCAAAGUCAAAGCAUAAGGGUAUCAUGAGAUACAAGGUCCAGAAGCAGUCCAAGGUCUAAACACAUGGAACUCAUGUGACCAAUUUGGUUGCAUGGUACAUCAAGGAACAGGGCCGUCUUAAGCAUAUCCGGUGCCGUGGUGCAAAGAUCCCUCCGACGCCCACCCACCCCCACUUCCCAGAACCUUUUUGGAAAGGUUCCCCAGAGUUGUUGACCUUUUUCUAGGGAGCUGACACCACGCUUACACAUUAUCUCUCCUUGGGAAAAGAAAACAGGAAGCAUAAACAAACUUUUUUUAGUUGCUUAUUUAUUAACAAUGCACCUAGAUACACACAUAUAUAGUCUCGGGUUCAUGUGGGCCAGCCAAAAUCUGACAAGUCACUCCUGGUCUUAAAUUGUUGAAGCAAAAUGGCAUAGCUUCACCUGGCACCAAAAUGAGGAAAAAAAUGCUGAACUUAGAUAUACCUCAGUCAGUAUAGCACCAGACUCUUAAUCUCAGGGUUGUGGUUUCAAGCCCCAUGUUGGGCAAAAGAUUCCUGCAUUGCAGGGGGUUGGACUAGAUGACCCUGGUGGUUCCCUUCCAACUGUGUGAAUGGUUCUGUUAUUCUGUUGUAUCUGAAGGGCUGUUCACAGGGAAGAUGGAGCAAACUUGUUUUCUAAGAGAUUCUUGCGCUGUGAUUCCUGCACCGGAGGGGGUUGGUCUGGAGGACCCUCUGGGGUCCCUUCCAACCGUCCAGUUCUGUGAUACUAUGAUUAAAAUACUCCAAGAAAUAAAUAAACGGGCUUCUCUGUGGCAAUCACUGGAAAGGCUCCAGGGGCGGCCAUCCCACAGAAAGUUUGGUAUGUGCCCUGUAGCCCAAGCCCCAUUCACCAGGCGAGACCCGGUGAGCCGAAGGAGCGCUCCGCAGUGGCAAUGGGGCUGCCCAGAAGAGCUUGCGCACGUGACUGCAUGCCUGAGGGAUCCUGGCGGGAACUGAUGGGGUUUGAAGUCCUUGGCCAAAGGUAUUAAAUGGCGUUGUAAUGAAGCAAAUCGGUGGAACUAGUGAUUUUAUAUGAAUUUCCAAAGUUUUGAGGCUUUUUCUUAAAGUCGACAGGUUUCGGAAAUACUCUGACAUUGACUUGUUACAUUUCAUCCAGGUUAUGAAAGAGUUAACAAGAUAACGAGGUUUCGGUAGACUCAAUCAGCGGGGAGAUUGAUCAGGUGCUAAAUGAGGAAACAGCGCUGGGAUGAGGGAUGACCCUGGCGCUGCAGAACGGAACAGGGUCCUAGUGCCUCCGACAGUCACCAAGCCCCUGCUCCGCCUUGCUUACCUCCCUGCUCUCCCCUCCCUGGACUCUCCGCCUGGCCCCCUCCACUGCUUGACACCCUGCCUCACUGCACCACUUCUCUCAAUGGUAAAGACGUCCCUGCCAAGGAGCUCAUACAAGGUUGUUCCAGCAUUCUCUGCUAAGAACUGGAGGCUUUUCAUCAUGAGACUUUGGAGCCCCACCCAGAGUACAGCUGUGCAAGCCAUCUGGAUUGCCUGAGGACUGUUGUCUACUCAAGAGAAGCAGCUUCCUCAUGAAUAGCCCCUUAUUCCCAAGGAGUCUUGGUUUCUUUGGGCAGGAAUUCCAGCAUCUGGAAGCUGACUGGACCUGCAAAUCAAUGUAGGCUUGAAAGCUUCAGUCCACCAUCUUGAUUCAAGAUGACAUAUGCUUCUAUCCAAACAUGAACCUGAAAGCUGCUCCACAUCAGGAACCAUCAUGACAAAUCUCACUAUGCUAUCUUAAGAGGUGUCCAAACCCACAGAGAACAGUCAGAAACAAAACAUGUCAAAAUAUAGAUCUAGAUAUUUAAAGUUUAAUUAUUUGUUUGGUAGCAUUUCACAUUGUAUCUGUUCUUAUUUUACUUUAAGGUGCUCCGAGGCCAUUUGCUAUACAUGGCUACCCUUCUGGAAACAGGAGCAGGACAUUCAAAUUCAGUAGUACAACAGGAUAUUCUAGGAAAUUCCCCAGAUGUGUGAUUAAAAAAUAAUAAUGAAAGCUGUGUCAUAAUACCUCGUCAUGACUUUUAGCAGAAAAGAAAAUAAGUGUUUGCUGUUUCAGCGUCACCAACAAUCCUUCUUUGAAGUUCCUGAAUUAAUUGUAAGAGCGAUUAUGAAUAAUUCAUCACUUUCAUAAGUCAGGACACUUGUCACCUUCCUGUCUAAUCCUCUGCACUUUCCCACAUACUCACUUCAAGGCCUCUUGACAACCCUGAUGCAGUGAGCGUCAUGGAGAAAAUGUGUUUGGAACAACUGAACUGCUCCACUAAGAUGGUACAGUGGAAACGAAAAUCGGUAAGGCAGGGCACUUUACUGAGGUUAGGUUAAUCUGUGCGGGCUGGGAGACGCUGCAUUUUGAACAUGAAAUGUUCAAAAUGCCCCUUCCAUUUCUCCUGCUGCUUCGCUGAAGGGGCACUGCACAGAGAGGGGGAGAAUUUUUUUUUCUUGUUCUCCCCCUCUAAAACAAGGUGCAUUCAGUGCAUUCAAGGUGCAUUCAGUCGCCUUCAGUGAAGGCAACCCAAAGCCUCCAGAGUGCUGCGGGAGUUCCCGCUGCGGUCCGGAGGCUUCGGGUUCCUUUCAACCUGCUCUUUGGGGAAAGCCAUCGCCAGCCCCAAAGAGCUUGUCGGGGCUGGCGGGGGAAGCCCAGGUCCCCCCCCCCCAGCCCCAGGGACCACACAUAAGACGCACAGACAUUUCCCUUCGAUUUUAAGAGGAAAAACGUGUGUCUUAUGGAGUGAAAAAUACGGUAGUUAAAUAGCAACACAACACAAGUAGGCCUUUGGUCUGAUUCAGCAGCAUUCUCAGCAGAGGCGAGUUCAUAAGGGCUCUGCCCCACCAACCCCAGCCUACCUUCCGCAGCUUCUUACUUGCAACCAGUCAUGGUUCCUUUGCCAGCCAUUGGCUGUGACUCCACCUACUAUUGGCCUCCCUUCCUCCCCCCCCCGCCCCAGUGCCAAAGGAUACGAGAUACCACUGAGAACUGUGAAAUGCUUUUAUUAAAAAAUAUUUUUAAAAAAAUAUGGAAUUUUUCAUUAGCUCACUCACACCAUCUAGUGUCACAUUUGAGAACUUUUCAUGUGUCCCAAUCAGCCCUCUGUUACACAAACCUCACACAAGGAGCCCCUGUGUGCAAGUGUGGUGUGUUAUGUAUAAUCAUUUCAUUGACACUGGAAUGUGGAAUGUCUAAAUGCAAAUUACUGAAAAAGUUUAACAUGGGGUGAUUCCACUGGAAUACAGUGGUACCUCUGGUUGCGACCGGGAUCGGUUCCGGAGGCCCGUUCACAACAUGGAAAGAGUGCAACCUGCAGCAGAGUGUCUGCGCAUGCGCAGGUUGCGAUUUGCCACUUCUGCACAUGUGCAUGAUGUCAUUUUGCCCGUCGCUUGAAACUGCACAAUAUUAAUAUCUGCAAUGUGGUGCAGCCUGCUAAAAUCAAGUGUUGCUCUGUUUUUAGUGGAUGGAGAACGAAGAUUCUUACAGGGCUAUCCCGGAUAGCACAUGGAAUUCUGGAGAACUGGCAUGUGAUGAUCUCUGUAGCACUCAAUUUUGACAAAUGAGAACAACUGAACAAAAACUGCUGUGAGUAACAAGUCUAAGCAAGCAGCAGGCAUGUAAAAAUAAAGAAGCUGUUAAGAAAUUGCUCUGUGAGCUCUUGCAACACAGUCUCUAGGGAGAUGGUUAAGCAAUGCUUCCUGAUGAAAUCCUGAACAAACAUCAAAUGCACAUUUAAAGCAUUACUCAGUAAUCAUCCCCUCAUUUCAGUCAAUGAGCAUCAACACAAUUUACCAGUUAUCCUGUUCCCACGGCAUAUGCCCUUCUUCAGCUACAGAAGGCCUUUCCCGAUAUUUCUGUCCAGAUAGCCCCACAUUUGACACAGAUGUAGUCCCACAGAGUAUCUUUCUACCUAGGGUUCUGCAAAUCCACAUCUGGAUCCAGGGCCGACCCAACCCAGAUUCUGGCCCCAGACCAGUUUGAAGACUCUCCAUUUUAAAGCCUAAUUAAUCAUGUAGUUGGGAGGAGGAAGAACGAGGCACCUGCAGGCUGCCUAUGUGUGUCUUUUUCCACCACACCCUCUCAUUGCUACCAGGUUGCCCCACAUCUUUUGGUUCCAGGAUUGUUCCAGGCAGGGGUGCCAACUUGAAUAAAAUAUUGGGGGACAGGUAAGCCCCACCCCACAUAAUUGAUCACAAAACACAGCAUACACACACCAUUUGAAUGGGAAUGCCCAUCACCUUUUGGGGGAGGGACAAAGGGACCUCAGCCCCUAAGAGUUGGCUCCUAUGGUUCCAGGUGGACCUGAUCUGACCUUGCAAGAUCUUGGGUUCCCUCAACCCACUCUGGCUGAAUCUCAGGUUGACCCCUAUUGGCCAUAUUCAGUCCAGGAUUCGGGCUGAGCGUGUGCACAGUCCUGCUUCUACCCUGCCCUACCAACCUUCACCAGCUGUCCAGUGAAACCAACAAGAUUGAUGGAAAGCCUUGUUAGUUCAAGGGGUGUGUGUGUGAGGGAGAGAAUAAGAAUGCAGUCUUGGCUUGAAUGAAUCUUAUAGAAGUUUCCAGCAAAGAAUGUUUAAGGGCAGCUGUAGUGAAGGAAAUGGAUGAAAAUGAAGCGGUUUUCCACUAAUCUUAUCUGUUUCACCGGGACGUGGGUGGCACUGUGGUCUAUACUACUGAGCCACUUGGGCUUGCCGACUGGAAGGUUGGCGGUUCGAAUCCAUGUGAUGGGGUGAGCUCCUGUUGCUCUGUCCCAGCUUCUGCCAACCUAGAAAUUUGAAAACAUGCCAGUGUGAGUAAAUAGGUAUCACUGCGGUGGGAAGGUAAACAGCAUUUCUGUGCGCUCUGGCAUCCGUCACGGUGUCCCGUUGCAACAGAAUCGGUUUAGUCAUGCUGGCCACAUGACCUGGAAAGCUGUCUGUGGACAGAUGCUGGCUCCCUUGGUCUGAAGAUGAAGAUGAGCACCACAACCCCAUAGUCGCCUUUGACUGGACUUAACGUCCAGGGGUCCUUUACUUUAGCUAUCUGUUUCACCACAAAGCAGAGAAUUGACAAUACAGGUGGUGGCAGGGUAUGUGUUUCUAAAUGAACAGAUUUCAUCACUUACAGGAAGGAGGUGUUGAAAAUGUUUAAAAGUUGUUCACAGCUGUAUACAACUUUAGGUGAAGACAGGAUAAUGGAUAGAAGACUGGCAAUGAACUACUAAUCAAAGCCUUCAGUUCAAAUCCCUGGUAAAACACAUACUAUGUGGGAAGGUAUAUCCACCUUCUUUCAUUGUACAGCCACCUUCUUUAAUGGUCCUCAGUGGAUUUUGUAAAUAGAUACUGGUGCAUUUAAAACACCAAGAACAUGAAGUUGCAGGUGACCUUAGUUUGAUGUUGUUUCUAAAGCUCAAGUACUGCAUUUCUAAAGCUCAAGUACUGUGCACCAUUUAUUUUGACAGGUUUCUGUGCUUACCUCUCUUGAUUUACUCAGCCUUGUACUAUUGCUUCCUGUUUGUUUCUAUAUACAGUGGUACCUUGGGUUAAGUACUUAAUUCGUUCCGGAGCUCCGUUCUUAAUGUGAAACUGUGCUUAACCUGAAGCACCACUUUAGCUAAUGGAGCUUCCUGCUGCCGCCGUGCUGCUGGAACCCGAUUUCUGUUCUUAUCCUGAAGCAAAGUUCUUAAACCGAGGUAAUAUUUCUGGGUUAGCGGAGUGUGUAACCUGAAGCGUAUGUAACCUGAAGCGUAUGUAACCCAAGGUACCACUGUAUAUAUAUUUCUUUCUUAAUAAAAUUUCUUAAUAAAAAAAUUAUAAUAAAAUAAAUUCCCCAAGAGGAGAGAGAGGCUCAAACUAGCUUUAAACAGCAUGUGUGAAAUCUGACAAAGGCUGCAGCUGCCUAACACAUUUCUGCAUUGGGGGGAAAUAGGACUUAGCACUGAAUAAACAGGUUGCACAGGUAAGAUUGGAUUUUUAAAGUGUUUCCACCAGAUGUCAGAUGCUGGUUCUUCGGGUAAGUCCCCCACCAGCUGACUCCCUCAAUCCUCACACAGGAAAGCUUCACAGACAAAACCAGAUCCCCUCUCCUCCUUACCCUAAAGUGAAGCAAACAGAGCAACUGUAUGAGUCACAAAACACCCAUCCUGCUAACUGUCACCCACAUGUGACUAGGUUACUGGGGCAACGCCCUCUGGUGAGGAACAAAUGUAAUGUGUUACCAGAAGGAGGAAAUAAGUGGCAACAGCUUUCUUGCUGUAAACCUGUUGACUGCAGAGAGAGAGAGAGAGAGAGAGAGAGAGAGAGAGAGAGAGAGAGAGCACCCAUCUGCACCCACAGGAAACAUGGCCUGAGUUAUUGCUCACGGUAAGUGAAGAACAGCUUUAUCUAAAGCCCAGGUGACUUUUGGUUACAAAAGAGCUUUUUCAGUACCUGAGAGCAAAGGGAAAGAGGAGCUGGUGUUUCAGCUGCGGUUUUUGUCCCCGUAGAUCUAUUUUUAGUCUUUCCCCUGGCAAAGGGAGAAGGGUGGGAUGUGUGUUUGCUGGGUCACACAGCUGCUUCAAGGUACCAAUUCUCUGUCAGAGUGAACAGUUUUAAUCCAAACUAAAAACUGGCCAGCUCCUUGAACUACUUCCAGACUGAAGUAUUUCAGGAGCACUCUGGGAAGAACUUAUAUCCUUCCUUAGGUUCUGUAGUCUACUGCCUUCAACGCAUUCCAACCUGCUAUUUACCUUUAACCCAAACUUGUUUCUGAGGACCUCCUUCAUUUUUUUUCUGGUUUAUUGCUUAUCAUUGUUGGUUCAAACAUCAUGGUCAAAUCAACCACAGAAAAAAUAUAUACGCUCAUGCAAUAUUUUAAAAAAACAACAUUGACCAAAAUAUAUAUUUACAUUAAAAUAUACCAAAAAAAUAUAAAAAGGUAAAAUAAAAUGAAACACCAAAGGUUAAAAACCUGAUACAUUAGACCAUCCUAUUAAACCAUCCAUUCAGAAAUUUGUCAGAAUCAGAUAGCAAAUAUAUGAUUUUCACUUGAUCAUCACCAUCAGAUAUCUUACAUAAAAAAUUCAGAAUAAAUUUUGCCUUUGGCUCAGAAUACAAAGAGCAGUACAGUAAAUAAUGAUAAAGAUAUUCUACUGCUGCAGCAUCACAUAUGCAAAACACUGUUCUACCAGUAUUUUGCUAUUUGUUGUUGUUUAGUUGCUUAGUCAUGUCCGACUCUUCGUGAGCCCAUGGACCAGAGCACGCCAGGCACUCCUGUCUUCCACUGCCUCCCGCAGUUUGGUCAGACUCAUCAUGCUGGUAGCUUCAAGAACACUGUCCAACCAUCUCGUCCUCUGCCGUCCCCUUCUCCUUGUGCCCUCAAACUUUCCCAACAUCAGGGUCUUUUCCAGGGAGUCUUCUCUUCUCAUGAGGUGGCCAAAGUAUUGGAGCCUCAGCUUCAGGAUCAGUCCUUCCUGUGAGCACUCAGGGCUGAUUUCCUUAAGAAUGGAGAGGUGUGAUCUUCUUGCAGUCCAUGGGACUCCUCCAGCACCAUAAUUCAAAAGCAUCAAUUAUUUGGCAAUCAGUCUUCUUUAUGGUCCAGCUCUCACUUCCAUACAUAUUUUGCUAUAGUCUCUCUAAAUAUUGUGAAGACACAGUCUUGGAAUGCAAAGCCAGAAAUACUUUUCUAAAUGAACUGUUAUAUAAUUCUCCAUUACAUAUGUUGAUUUAAGAAAAUGUAACUGGAGAGAACAAAUAUUUCUGGAUUUGCCUGUAGAGCUUGUUGGGAAUGGAAAUCCCCCCAAACUUUCUCUCUAUAUAUAUUCGAGUCUAAUCUAGAGUCCACUUUUUAAGAAGCUGGAGAAUUAUAUCAAAAGCUAAAAAUUGUUGUUCACAAUUUGCUACCCGGGUAGUCACCUUAUGCGAUUGUAGCUGUUGCAUAAAAUAUUUUUUUAGGAAUUCUAAAGCUUUCAAUAUUAAAAAGAUUAAAAUGGUACAUAAGUAAAACCAUAAAAAUACAAAAUUGUACAGGCAUAAUGCCAGGCUCUGCUCUAGUACCAACUGCUAGGCAGGGCCGUCUUAAGCAUAUCCAGGGCCAUGGUGCAAAGAUCCCUCCAACGCCUCCACCCCCGGUUUCUUAGGCCCAUUACCACACUUAUUAACAAAAUGGUUUAAAAUCUAAUAUUGAUCAAUAGAGCUUUUUCCUUGCCCUUUUCCCUUUUUUUUCACCAUGCAUUCGAGUGGUGGUUGUGGUGCUGCUGAGAGACCCUUAGAUCAGGCCAUAACCUGGUGGUAAAUCUUGGAAAUCCAGCUGAAAACCAAUUAUCUACCCCUACUGACAAUGGUUCUCCUCAGGCAGAGAGAGGUCUUUCCUUUUACCUUUCCCGCCCCGACCUGGCCACAGUGAUCCAUGCGAUGGUCACCUCCAGGCUUGACUACUGUAAUUCGCUCUAUGUGGGGCUGCCCUUGAAGCUGUCCCAGAAACUCCAGCGGGUGCAGAAUGCUGCAGCGAGGCUCCUCAUGGGGUCCCUGCCAUGGGAGCAUAUUCACCCAGUGCUUUUCCAGCUGCACUGUCUCCCGGUGGAGUACAGGGUCAGAUUUAAGGUGCUGGUUUUGACCUUUAAAGCCCUUCAUGGCCUAGGACCCUCGUACCUAUGGGACCGCCUCUCCUGGUAUGCCCCACGGAGAGCCUCAAGGUCCAUAAAUAGCAACACCCUAGUGGUCCAGGGCCCUAAGGAAGUUAGAUUAGCUUCAACCAGAGCCAGGGCCUUUUCAACACUGGCUCCGGCCUGGUGGAACGCUCUGCCUCACGAGACCAGGGCCCUGCAGGAUCUGAUUUCUUUCCGCAGGGCCUGUAAGACAGAGUUGUUCCACCUGGCCUUUGGCUUGGAGCCAAUUUGAUUCCUUCCCUCUCUUUCUUUUUUCUUUUCCUUCUCCUCCUGCGAUGAGGCUACAUUUUAACAUUUUAAUGUUUCAAUAUUUUAAUGUUGUAUUUUAAUUUUGUUUUAAGUUGUAAUCAUUCAACUUGUUUUUAUUAUUGCUUGUUAGCCGCCCUGUUAGUGCCUUGGCUGGGGAGGGCAGGGUAUAAAUAAAAAAAUAUUAUUAUUAUUAUUAUUAUUAUUAUUAUUAUUAUUAUUUGCUACCUCAUCUAUGUUUUAGCUGGAGAUGGCAGGGAUAGAAGUGGGCAUCUGUUGUAAGCAAGGCAUGUGUCCUGUCAUUAGGGAUGGGGAAAUCUGUUAUUUUCCGUUUCUCUCAGUUCCUCAUUUUUUCCAAGUUCAGUUCUCUACAUUUCCACAUCAGUUUGCCACUGGUGUAGCUCAGUUGGUAGCACAUGACACUCUUAAUCUCAGGAUCUUAGGUCCGAGCCUCAUAUUGGGCAUAAGAUUCCUGCAUUGCAGUGGGUUAGACUAGAUGGCCCUUGUGGUCCCUUCCACCUCAAUGAUUCCAUUAUUUAAAUCCAUGUGCAAAUUCAUCACCAUUUGAGCAUUUAAAAAAUCAUCAUUUGGGGUGUGAAUACACACAUGCUUAUACACAGUUUUGCCUAAUGCAUACAUUCCUCUCAUAUAUUCCUAUACUACAUUAAUAGCCAUGACUCCUCCACCCAAAUAAUUCUGGGGACUAUAGUUUAUUAAACAUUCUGGGCAUUGUUAGGAGACCCUUAACAAACUACAGUUCCCAGGAUUCUUUGUGGAAAACCAUGCCUAUUGAAGUGGUCUAAGAGCACUUUAAGUGUAUGGUGCGGAUGUGACCCCAACCUCUCCACCUUUUGUGUGACUGACAGUCCUUUAGAUAUUUGAAGACAGCUCUCCCCAUGUCUCCUCUUAACAGUCUCUUCUCCAUGAUAAACCUACUCAACUCUUUCAACAGUUCCUCAUAGGACUUUGUACCUGCAGCCAUGUCUUUGCUCAUUUGAAGCAUUUAUGUGUAGAGCGUGUGAAGUGAAAAUUGCUGCAGAAGGCACACGCUCCAAUUCUGGAAUUAUUAUUUGUUUAAAGGUAGGAGCAGGUGGCACAAUCAGGGUGCCUGACUUUCCAAUGCCAGGUGUUGCUGCUGGUUACCUAGUGGGAUGAGAGUCAAGAGCAUUGAACUGGGGGUGCUGUCAUGCUUGCACGUUGCUGAGCUCCCCGCACCUCACUCCCUCUACCUCUCAGUAACUGGACGUGAUGCUUGCUGUUGGGCAGCCAGGCGAAUAGUGCUGCCUUGUCUCUACAGCCCCACCAACCACUGUUAAAAAUGAUUUCAGCAAGCCUGGAACGCUGAGCAGAGUGAACUCACUGAACCAUAAGGAAAUGGAAUGAUGGAGCAUCCCAUCAUCACAACCGCAACUGUUAUUUAGGUGUGGCCUUGUAAACUAUCUAAUUUUUAUUACUUUUUCAUUAAUAAGAAUCCAAUAUAAACCACAUUAAUACAAUACCAAAUCAUAAUACAAUUAAAAGAGCCAAUUAUCCGAUUCCAAAUUAAACAUUUUGGAUGACUUCCCAUGUUCUGAUUUUUGGCAGGUGUUGUUAUUCCUUGUGCCUACUAAUCCAAACAAUACAAUUCCAAUGUUGAUCCUUUGUUUGAACAAACACUGAUGUGAUGACUUUUGUUUGUAUUUAUUCCAUAGCCUUUAUUUUGCAAGAGGAGUUCAAGUCUUGUAACUUUCUGUGUGGAAUGCUUUUUUCUAAACAUUCGUCCUUCCUUUCUUGCUGUACUCAAACAUUUUCAGCAUCCCCCCCCCCCCCACUCCAAGGACUCAUUUUUGCUGCAUAAAGGCCUCUCGCCAUCUUGCUUUUCUCAAAACCAAAAGAGGUCUUGUGUCUGGCCAUUACUCCAGGAAGACUUCCAGCAUUUUCUUUGAUUUCUUUCCCGUCCGAUCACAAGCUGAUAUCUCGCCAACACCGUAAUAAAUCAAAGCUAGAGUCCUCCUUAGGGACUAUUGCCACCAAACAUCUCAAUGUUUCCACAUAGUUCUGUUCUUUUAAUUAAUCCAUAAGCAUUAUAAAGUUCUUGUUAAUUCCCUCUUGCAUUCCAUUAAUAUUUGCAAUCCAUUAUUAAUGACAUUCCAUUAGUAGCUAAUUUUUCUUUGGUGAAGAGUUGCCGAAACAUAAAAUGGCAUAGUGAAUAUAUAAAGAGAGAACAAAGGCUCCUCUCUACCAACAUACCAAUCCAAUAACAAUGAAAAUCUUCUCCAGAUCGAGACCUUGGCACUCUGUGGCUGGUUCAUUUAGCAGGUUAUCUUGUCUCCUUCAUUCAGAACAUGCUUGUUUCUUAAGUCCAAAUUCUGAUACAUCUUAAAAAACAGAAGGACUUCCGCUCAUGGUGGCUGCGUUGCAGAGUUUCCGAUACAUGCAGUGCUAUACACUCAGUGUCCCUGCCCCCCACAUUCCAUCGGAGCGAGAGGCAGGUAUCAGAUGAACUGUGAGUGAAAGCUCCCCCCCACAACCCCCGUCUUGCAAGGAUAAUUACUCUCACAUUAUCCUUAAUUGGCUGCAUGGCCGGUGUCUGCUAUCUUGGGACCCGCUGUUCACCAUGGUGAUUAGCACCGGAAGUCUGGCUUUGUAAACUAUCUAGAUGUGGCUGACCAGGAACAUAUUGCUAAUAAAAACAAGAGAUGUGGAAAGACUGAGUCAUACAAGUUUGUUUUUGGCAGUAGGAAGUCCUAUACAGAGUGCAUCAGUUUACAGAGACUGUCUCCUCAAGUUGAACUGGUAUGCAAGAAAUUUAUAGUGAUUUUUUCCUCUUGUACAUAUUUUGUUGUUGCAUUUUGUUCUCUACAAUUAAACGUGCUGAAGAUAUUGAAAGCAAUCAGAGUUCUAAAGCAAAUAGCACAACUGUCAAUCCUGCAUCUUCUUCCCAAGAAGCAACAGUAGCAGCCCCACUCCCACUUAUAGUUAAUUCUUAAACGAAACAAACCCUCCAGCUGUCAGACUCCCUCUGCUUAAAUCAAAAAUUUUGCUGAGCACUUUCUCCAAACUUUGAUGGGUGUGACAUUCGUUCCAAAGACUACAGAGAGCAUUCCAGCCAUUAAGAGUUGUCAAGCUUAUUUUAUUCUCAUAAGUUAAGCUAUGUCACAUCUUAAUCAUUAUGAAUGGGUCGAUUCACAGUAAUCAAUACAGUCACUCAAUCAUGUCAUACAAAUAGUUCACAAGGAGCACUUUGCAAAGCAGAAGACAAACUAGAGGGCAUAUUUUAUUAUCCCAGCACUACAACAGCCCCUUCUCUACAUCUUCUUUUCACCCAACUCUUCUCUUGUUGCAAACCCCCAUUUUCAAAAAUUGAAAGCUGAGUUAUGCGGACUGCAUGCAGAAAUUUCCAUCUGACUUUCCUUUUAUUUCCAUGGUCUACAGCCUGCGGCUAUGUGGCAGCUAAAAUUAGGGAAUGCUGCUGCUGCUGUCAAAGCAAAGAGGAGCAACAGCAGGAGCCAAAUGAGAAACCAGGUAAGGAGGAACUGGAGACUCUCUGUGGCAGAGAUGGGGAGCCAGGUGUUGUGCAUAAGCCAGGUGUUGGUCAUUGGCAGGAGCUGGUGGGGGUUGGAAUCUUAAUAUCCAGAGGGCCAUAAGUUUCCAACCCCUGCAGCUGUGGUUAAGAAGAACCCUACUGGACCAGACCAAAGGCCCUUCUGGUCCAGCAGCAUGAUUCCAAAGCAGAAGCAGAUCAGAUGCUUUUGGGAAGCAUGACAAAAAUAGCCAUUCUCCAAAGGGACUCUUGGAAAAGAUGUGUAGCAGAGGUGGAAAAGGUGCAUAAAAGCGAAAACCACCUACCCCCCCCCAAGAAAACAAAGGGCUAGAGCAGAGGUGGGUAAUCAAUUUCAGGCUGAGGGCCACAUUACCUUCUGGACAACUGUUGCUCCAGGAAAGCAAGAGGUGAUAUCAUAGUUCAGUGACUGUAUCCCAGCCACUGAAAAAUCCCCAGGGACAGUGCAAAGCAGGUGGGGGGGACUGGGGGAGGGGCUACUGCCUGAGAAGAGUUGCAAGGGCCAGCUGGAGAGGCCUGGAGGUCUGCAUUUGGCUCCCAGGCUGGAGGCUCUCCCAGUGAGAAGGAAGUUUGCAAUGUUUUUGUAUUUUUCCAUUUAGAAAAAAAGGUGAAAAGAGGAGGAGAGUGUUAGAAGUGUAUGAGACUAUGUGGAGAAAGUGGAUAGGGAGAAUGUUCCCCCCCCCCCUUCCAUUGUUCAUAAUACUUGAACAAAGUGGUGGUGGGGUGGGGCUUCCAAGGCAGCUGAACCAUGGGAUUCAGCUGAAUCCCAAAUUCAGCCAAAACUGGCUACUAAUUGCUUCUAAUUUUACCUCCCUUUGUACAAGUAA
This is a messenger RNA of Podarcis lilfordi (Lilford's wall lizard), 43647 nucleotides long. Lineage: Eukaryota; Metazoa; Chordata; Lepidosauria; Squamata; Lacertidae. The record is from the annotation of a GenBank genome assembly.